Molecule: messenger RNA, 3181 nt
Organism: Puntigrus tetrazona (Sumatra barb)
Lineage: Eukaryota; Metazoa; Chordata; Actinopteri; Cypriniformes; Cyprinidae
Gene: hoxa4a
Product: homeobox A4a
Exons: 2
Coding region: 1888-2625 (245 amino acids)
Biological process (GO): anterior/posterior pattern specification; regulation of transcription by RNA polymerase II; embryonic skeletal system morphogenesis
Cellular component (GO): nucleus
Molecular function (GO): RNA polymerase II cis-regulatory region sequence-specific DNA binding; DNA-binding transcription factor activity, RNA polymerase II-specific
Source: RefSeq, a predicted model, not a curated record
GUCUAACAAAUAUGAAAAUGUCACCUUUUCAGAGGGCACGCCUUGUUGUUUAACAAAGACUGUCAAUGAGCAAGAUUAAUAAGAGGCGAAAUGGACACUGAGUCACUGAGAGGUCAAACCGAAGUUAUCUCUGUGUAGCUAUUAAAGAAAGGUAGCCGGAGCGGUUCUGAAGCUCUCCAAACGCACGAGACGCACAUAGUUUAGUCAAUACUAACUUGAAGCUCGCGUGCACAGAGGAGUUUUCGGUUCAGGGUGACUGUUGAUCCUCUACAUGGAAACGUUAAGGAUAAAGAAACAUUAGGGAUGGGAACUACCUGUCGCGCAAAGGACGUGUCACUAUUUUGGUUUAUCCGAGCAUGGCGUAUACGCUUCAAGGGUGAGGGAGAAUGUUUUUGCUCACGAAGUUACAUCAGGUAGGCCUCCUGCGUUAUAUUUUAGCGUUUAUAUAACCCUGCUAUUUAACAAGGCUAAAAGGAAUACGGUGACCUUUCGGAAUUUAGCCUGUCUGUGUUGUGCAUUUCCCCCCAAAAACGAGAAAUGGUUGAAAGAAGUCUAUUGGCUUUAAGAAAAAUGUAAGAUGAACGUUUCAUAGAGAUAUUUCAGGAUUAUAAACACGACACUGCGGUCUUUAUUAUAAGGGAUGUAAAUCAUUUCAAGCAUCGUUUAAACAAUACCAAUACGGAUAUAAUUGAAUAAACCGCUAUUUAUUGCAGUAAACUAGAAAAGCCAAGUGCAAUAAACAGUUAGCGGUUGCCUGCAGGCUAUAUAUGAUAGUUCAAUACGUCCUGGAUACAAAUUCUGAGUUAGUACGCUUGUUAGAGUAGAAAACGAAAUGCAAUGAAUCUAAGCCACUGUGCAAUGCUUGAAAGGUGGCAAGAUGUCCGGUUCAGUUUAACUGGACAGUUCAAAAAUAUAAAAAGGCAACAUGUUAUGAAGCUUCUACAGACAAUAAGAAAAGCCACUUUUCUUUAUUUAGUCACUUAAACAUUGCAAUUCACGCAGUUUGCCUUUGCUGAAGACGUGAGAUUUUUUUUUACUAAUUCAGUAAUAACAAUAAUUCAAAAGAUGAAAGCCGAAAGAUGCAAAUGCAUGUAGCAUCCUUUUGUCGUUGUUGAAUACACGUGCUCGGGUCGAUUUCACGUCGAGCAAAUCGUCUAGCUGAUGGCCUUUCGUAAUAUUUCUUUGACGAUGCCAGAGGUGGAACCCCCAGAAGUGAGUCUGGCCAUUGUGUUUGUUGCGUUUGUUACAAAAGACGCGUGAUAUUAUUGGCUGAUGCGUCUGCUGGCUCGUAAGUAGCCUUCGUGCUAUUCAUUAACAGGUGCACGCUUAGCCACUGAUACAGUUGGUUUUGUUAAAGUGGUCGUGGGCCUUCUUCAAGGUUCUUUUGAGGAACCUAUAGAAAUGUUAAAGUCCCUGAAGGGUACGAAACUCCAGAUCCUGGUACACGAACAACGAGAUAUGCUGUACAUUUAUCACGCGAAAGGGCAUUAACACUAGAAGGGGAUGCUUUCUUGAUAAAUUACGUUCUUUAUUGGACUCAAUUGUUUUUCCACUGUAUAUAAUGCAUUUUAACGCACUUCUUGUACGUUCAGUCGGCUGUUUAGUUUUCCGCGCGAUGCAUAUGGUAACUACAUCGAAUUAAUUUCUGAUAUAUUUUGAUUCGAUAACAAAAACAGACGCAUUGACCGCUCGAACACAUUUUUGCUGUGCUGAUGCCUGGCCUGCUAUUGGUGCUUGUUUACACGAUGCCCACAGGAGGCGCUGAUUGGUCGCAUUUCUCACGUGACCCACCAACUUUGUACAUUUGACAGAGGAGUAGGUGGGUUUUGGAGAGAUCAGAAAAACGACAGCACGAUAAAAAUUAGAAUUGUUGCACUUUUCAAAUUAAUGAUCAUGAGUUCCUACUUGAUCAAUUCAAAUUACAUCGAACCUUCCUUCCCACCCUGCGAGGAAUAUCAGCAGAACGGAUACAUGCCCGUGUCCUCUGAUUAUUAUGAGCGGCCGAAAGACGCGGGCUUCCCCCAUCACGAGGAGGCAUCAUACCCGCGAUCGAACUACCAAGAGCCGAGCUAUGAUUACGGUAAUGUGUCAACCAACGGCCUCAACGAUUUCGCCGACCGUCAUCACGCGCAACCUCAAUCCGUUCCGCAGAAUCAUGGACCCCGCCUCACCACAGAGAGCUGUGCCGGUUCAGCCGCGAACAAGGAUUGUAGCCUCGUGUCAGAGACUCUCCCGGGCGCACAGAAGGGUAAAGAGCCGGUGGUGUAUCCCUGGAUGAAAAAAGUCCACGUUAAUACCGUGACCGCCAGCUACUCUGGAGGAGUGCCCAAGAGGUCUCGCACCGCCUACACGCGCCAGCAGGCUCUCGAGCUCGAGAAAGAGUUCCACUUUAACCGAUAUCUGACUCGACGCCGACGGGUGGAGAUAGCGCACACUAUGUGUCUUUCCGAGCGUCAGGUGAAAAUCUGGUUUCAGAACCGCCGCAUGAAAUGGAAGAAAGACCACAAGCUGCCUAACACAAAGAUCCGCUCCUCGAGCUCCGCGCCCUCCAACCAUCACGUGAAAACGGACGCCACUCAGCAGCAGCAAACGCUGCUUCCCGCUCCUUGUUCCUCGAACCUAUAGUGCUAGAAGCGAAUCGGCACGAACGGAACUGAACGAAAAAGAAGAACACGUAGCAGUAUUAGGAUCGGAACUUCACAGGGUUACUUUUUAUUCAGUGUCCGAUGAGGCAACUUAACCUCGCCUUCCCAACCUCUUCCUCCGCUCUAAUUUGAGCUGGAAAUCACAUCCUUCCUGUAAAAAUAGUUUCCCUCUCUCUCUCUUAAAGGAACAAUAGUAGAAUGUACUUUAACUUGGACAAUGGAUCGUUACGUUUUCUGUAUUUAACUGAGACAUACCGAGUCUUGUCUGUGAAGAUCUGCGUUAGUUACGCGUGUACAAAUUGACAUUUUAACUUGAAGGCACAAGCAUAGGAACAUUCUUCCUGGGGUAGUUAUCUUAUUUGUCUUAGUCCCAUACUUUAGAGUAUUGUUAAGUGUAUUUACGUCAUCGAAGCUGUGAAUAUUCGUGUAUUUGGUUAUUUGUAUAUUGGUGAAUGAUGUCCAGUUGUUUUAGUAAGCCUGUAUGCAAGUAAUUGUAGGCUUCCCGUGAAAAACAAUAAAAAUGACUUUAUUGUGUA